ACUCAUCACUCUUGCCGCCAUCAUCUUCCAACGACUCCAAUGCAACAGACCUCCAAAGAGCGCUGGGUGAUGAAUGUCAAAUCAACUAUUCACUUUUUAUUCACGUUCGGCGCUGCCGUUUGUCUCGUCCUCGUCCCAGGCACUUCGACAUUUGACCUGAUUAUCCGUUUACUGGGCCUCCUCACAGCAGCCUUCGCCCCGUCAUGUUCCGCAGUCGUUCCAGAAGAGCAAUGUGUCCUCGCCAUUACCGCAGCUUUCCUUGGGGAAGUUAUUUUUGCAAUGACGCCGUACAUGUUGAACCCAAAGAGUGAAGUGACCAGCCUCUACCAGAAGCUACCACUUGCCAUUGCCGCCGAUGUUCUCGCAUUCUCCUUGGUGCUGGCAUGGGCAAGCCGAAACGGGGACACUCUUCUCAAGCAGCGGAUAGGGACAUUUUUGGGCUACGUCAGUGGCUUCACUGCCAUUACUGCCCUCAUUUUCCCAGUCCAGGGUGACCACAUAGCAAGUUGUGCAGAUAAGGUCGAAGGUCCUGGUGGUCUUCAUAAACAGUCACUGGUAUAG
This is a messenger RNA of Mycena indigotica, 561 nucleotides long. RefSeq lists its product as uncharacterized. The record is from RefSeq and is a predicted model, not a curated record. Bases 40 to 561 code for a protein of 173 amino acids. The transcript is spliced from 3 exons. Lineage: Eukaryota; Fungi; Basidiomycota; Agaricomycetes; Agaricales; Mycenaceae.